This is a messenger RNA of Coregonus clupeaformis (lake whitefish), 4410 nucleotides long. RefSeq names its product scavenger receptor class F member 2. Bases 224 to 2929 code for a protein of 901 amino acids. The transcript has 11 exons. Lineage: Eukaryota; Metazoa; Chordata; Actinopteri; Salmoniformes; Salmonidae. Gene Ontology annotation, molecular function: protein binding; scavenger receptor activity. The record is from RefSeq and is a predicted model, not a curated record.
GGGAGGUUUACAACUUGUUGCCAUUACCUCUUCAUACUGAAUUUGCAGAACAGACUUUAGGCUAACAACCUACCGGUAGGCAACUUCAUUUACUACUGUAUAACGCCACCCUCUGGAUGGGUAACUUUUUGGACAACACAGGAAAAUAUUUUAUGUGCUUUUUGGAAGAAAGUCAGACAUAUUUCCACUGGAAAGCCCUUGGAGGGAUGCUGUUCAUCACAACAUGGAAACAACGAGAUAUGUCUUAGUCAUUGUGCUUCUACGUGUCUUCUGUUGUUGGACUUACAGCCAAGAACUAAAUCCCAGAGGUAGAAAUGUAUGCAAAGCUGGAUCUGACAGGCUCCAAUGCUGUAGUGGCUGGGCACAGCAAGGAGAUGAGUGCUUAAUACCAAUUUGUGAGGGUAACUUCACCUGCAAAGAGAAUGAAGUUUGUGUGCGACCCAACGAAUGCCGCUGUCGUCAUGGUUAUUUUGGAGCCACUUGUGAUACAAAAUGUCCGUCUGAGUUCUGGGGGCCUGACUGCAAGGGUAAGUGUGAUUGCCAUCCCAACGGGAGGUGCGAUGAUGUCACUGGGGCCUGCACCUGUAACCCUAAUCGCUGGGGGCCAAACUGUGAGCGAGCCUGCGGCUGCCAGAAGGGCCAAUGCAACCAGGAGACAGGUGCUUGUACGUGCUACGCAGGCUUCUGGGGCCCUCAGUGCUCCAACAACUGUUACUGCAGCGUCAACUCUGUGUGUGACGUGGGGACAGGUCAGUGCCACUGCAACCCCGGCUGGUAUGGGAGGAGCUGCGGUGCCCAGUGUGUCUGCAACGGCUCUCCGUGUGACCAGCUCACCGGCCGCUGCAAGUGUCGAGAUCGUCUGUGGGGUAUUCACUGCGAGCGCAUGUGCCAGUGUGUCCAUGGACGCUGUAACCAGGCGGAUGGAUCGUGCACCUGCAGGCCAGGAUUCAGAGGGAAAUUCUGUAGGGAGCCGUGUCCAGCUGGAUUCUACGGACAAAAUUGCAGAAACAGGUGUGGUCGCUGUAAAGGCCAGCAGCCCUGCAAGGUGGCAGAGGGACGUUGCAUCGCAUGUGAAAGCGGUUGGAAUGGCACCAGGUGUGACCAGAUGUGUACCCCUGGGUUCUUUGGUGAAAACUGCAAGGAAGUUUGCUCAUCCUGCAAAGACGGACACUUCUGCAACCGCAUCAAUGGCAAAUGCCCCCACUGCAACCCUGGUUGGAUGGGUGAUCGAUGUGAGGUCAAGUGCCCAAAUGGAACCUAUGGAGAGAACUGUGUCAAUGACUGCAACAGCUGCUUCAAUGGGAUGUGUCACUUCGCCACAGGAAAUUGUCUCUGUGAUCCCGGCUUCUCUGGUGCCUACUGUAAUGUGACCUGUUCAGCGGGUCAGUAUGGGCUUAACUGUACCCAGACCUGUUCCUGCCAUGACAACAACUGCAACAUAGUGACUGGAGCAUGUAACCUACAGCCUAACCAGAGGAUGGGUGUGAUGGCAGCAGGGGUGCUGGUCACCUGUCUCCUCCUCCUGCUCCUCUCCUUGCUGUGUUGCUGCUGUGUCUGCAGACAGAACAAACAGAAUGACCCUGAGAAAAUGUCCAAAAGAAGACUAUGUGGAGGGUUCACACGAAUCAGCUCUAAACUUCCUCGUAUCCCACUGAGACGGCAGAAGCUACCCAAAGUUGUUGUGUCCCACCAUGACCCUGAGAAUACUUUCAACUGUAGUUUCAUUGAGCCCCCCUCUGCAGUGGAGCAACCCACCCCCUCCGGGUCAUCCCGAGCCUCCUUCUCUUCCGUAGAGACCACAGAGGAUGGACAUGUCUAUGCUGUGCCUGACGAAGAGAACAAAAAGAAAUGGGACAGAAUCAACACAACAGAGACUACAGUACUAGCUGAUAAUGAUAUCCCUGAGGUAGACACGUUGCCGGAGGACAUGGAUAUGACUGAGCAGGCCUCAGUUAACACCAGUGAGCUGCCACUCCAGAAGUUAUCAGAGAGUGAGGGCUCCUGCAGUGGCACAGAGUCAGCCACCAGCACCCUCCGCCUCAGGGCCUCUGCCCCUCAGCCACCCCAGCAGUCCAGCAAGGAGCCAGAGAACAAUAGAGGGUCAAACAAUGUCAAAGAUAACGGGAAGCCUAUAGCUGCUGAGAGGGUUAAACCACAGCCACCAGACCCCUCCACCAAGCCCAAGCUCUCCUGGAUCCAUGCAUCUCCUGGGCCAAAUCAGAAUCAGAUAAGUCAGGAAGAGACUGUGGCUGAGGAUAACAUUUGUUCCAGAAAGAAAGCCAGCAAGCAUCAAACUCCCAACGCCCCCGAGUCUGCAGGUACAGAUGGGGCCAGCUCCAUAGGUGAGAAGAAGCCAAAUAAAAGCAGACCAGGUCGGUUGCAGAUAGAGCACAUCAACGGGGCAGUGCAGAGUGUCCUCAGGAAAAUGGGCAACUUCCGGAAAACUGCAAUCCCCAAAGAGUCCCCAGAGAAGAGCCCCAGCUUAUCCCUAAACAGGGAGGUUAACCAACCGAACAUACACUCUGAGGUAGCCUCCCUCUUAACUGCUCAGCUGAAGGAGAAGACUCAGAGCCUGAACAGGAGUGAGGCCGGCAGCUGUGAGGAGAGCCUGUCUCACUUCCAGGCCCAGAGAAAGAAGCCCACCCCGCCCCAAAAGACCUCGGGCACCCAGCCUGGAGCUGGAAAGGCUUUGCUUCCCACAUCCGCCAGCUCACAGAAGCCUCUGCCAGAUACUCCAUCUAAAGAAGCCAAAAGCCCAGAGAAACAAGACUCUAACAACUCUGAAAGCAGAUCAGAUAAGGGAGAGCCCAAAAAUAAGACCCCAAUGAAAAAGCCUCCUCGAAAAAAGCGCAAGGAAGGUAAUGUAGACUCAAAAAUACAGACUACUACUCCAAAGGUUGCAGUGAUGCCACCAAAGGCUGCAAAUUAGCAUGGCCAGUCUUGAUGUUUCUCAAUUCUGGGAAAACAAUGACGCACAUGUUGUGAUGCUUGAAAGAAUUUAUUGAACACGUUUCAUUGUAUUUUGCACCAAAUUGAAUAACGAUGGAAUCUUUUCCCUUCGGUGGAUGUUUUUGAUCUUGAGAAAUGUUAUGAUACAAUGCAGUAUUCUUUAUAUUUUAACUUUUUAUAUUCCUUCACUUUAGUUACUUUUAAAAUCAAUAUAUUAGUAAAAGUGCUAAGACAUCAGAAUACUUAUUUACCAACCCUCGUUAUUUUACUCAUUUCCUAUUUUGUUCAUAUUGAAUAAACCAAACACCCCAAAAUCUCGAUUUUGCAUCUCCUACAUCUACUAAAUGUUUUAAGUUGGAUAGUUGAUCCCACUGCCCAGAACUGUGAAGCCACGACAGGACCACAGACAAACAAGAGGUGUGGCGUAUUGAUGGUGGAACAGUCUGGGGUCUGUGUAGAGCGCCCUGUGGCUGUCUGACACAUGUGCUACAGUUGUGUGUGUGCAGUUUGUUGGGGGAAUGGUAGACUUUGAGGCAGCUGUAAAGGCUACAGAAGAUCAUAUGGUGUUUAAUUGAAUCCAGACUGUUGGUACCGGUCGUCCAGAAUCCAUGAUGUGACCUGCUUAGACAGGAACAUCUCUCCCUUUGCUAUCAGGAGUCACAGACAAAGCAAAGACACAUUUAGGAGCAGCAAGGUCCUGAAAAUAAGUUGUUAUUAAACAUAAAUAAGUAACACAGUAAGUAAGUAAGUAACAUUGUAAGAUUGGCAGAUCACUUGAAAUAAUACUGUAUGUCCACACAGACCAGCUGCCUUGUUGUGAAAGGUAGAUCAUAAUGAACGCAUUGAUAGAGGCUCCAACAUGCUUUCAAGACAUGACUGCGUGCAUUGCUGCAUGCAUAGGCGCCUAUACAUCAUUAUUUAAUUCUAUAAGUUUUACUGUGGAAAAAGGAUGGGGCCUAGUUGUGGGAAGGGGACUAGAAUUACGUUUUGACUGCCUGUUUAAACAUCUCCCUGGAGCUUGGUCUGUGUCUGAAUACCAGGCCUUGAGAAGCAACCACCAACUCAAUCCUGUCCCAGAAUCCUCUUGGGAGACAGUGGUUACCAUAGAGACACCCUAUGAAAGCAUUAACAUCUUGUAGCCAUUACAUCGUUGGAAAAACAUUUACGAGUUGAGGAAAAAAGCAAAUAUUUUCUGCUAAGCAAAGCAGAAAACCUAGUGAUAACGCCUAAAUAUCAGUAUGACCUAAUUGGACACCUUGGUCUCAGUAACAAACAUAAGUUGUUACCUAAAUAUGGUUUUAAUUUGAUGUUGAACUCCACGUCUCUCCCUGCCCUAGUUCCACAGAAACUUGCCUGACCUUACCAGGAACUGAGACCCGGCUGUGGCUCUUUACCUACCUCCUUAGAAAUAUGAAUAUACAGCAAUAACAUAUGUGGACAUGGACACUUUCUGUACUACCC